CUGCUUGCAACCUCCUUAUCUCAACCGACACCGGCCCAUCGCUAUCAACCUCAACUCGCAACUCACCCAACUCACUCACUCACCACCAACCUGCCACCAACUCACCAACUCACAAACUCACCACCAAACCACAACCAUGGCGUCCCUACCACCCCUCGAACCAAACUACGCCGCCGCCCUACAACUAAUCGACGAAGCGCACGCCUUAGACCCACGCCCCGCCCCCAACGACAACCCUGAGGACAACAACAACGAUGACCAGCCCCCCAUCCCCUUCGAGCUCGACUACGCCCGCAAGAUGACACGCUGGCUGGCCGUGCGCGCCCCCGACGCCUCACCCGAGCUCCAACUCGCCUGCCGCGCCCAGCACUUCCGACGCUGGGAACUCCCACGCACCUCCCACCCCGCCACCCGCGCCGGCUACCUAACCUGGCGCGCCAAACAGAAAUCCCAAGCCGCCGCCCAGCUCACCGAGUUGCUGACCUCCUCCCCGACCAUCCAGCCCCCCAUCCCCAAGGAAGCAGUGCAGCGGAUUGGGGCGCUGGUGCGCAAGGAGGGUCUGGGUCGCACCACCAGUACCACCAGUACCACCAAUGAUGAGGGCAGAGAGGAAGGGGGGGACAGCGAGACGCAGGUGCUGGAGGACGUGGCGUGCCUGGUGUUUUUGGACGGGCAGCUGGAGGGGUUUGAGCGGACGAGCGAGUUGGAGGAGGAGAAGCUGGUGGGGAUUCUGAGGAAGACGUGGGGGAAGAUGAGCGGGCGGGGGAGGGAGCUGGCGCUGGGGAUGGAGCUGGGGGAGAGGGCGGGGGCGUUGGUGGCCAAGGCGUUGGUGGUGAGCUGAGGGAAGGGGAGGCGGGGGGGGGGGGGAUGUUGGGG
Chaetomium fimeti is the source of this 876-nucleotide messenger RNA. RefSeq lists its product as uncharacterized. The record is from RefSeq and is a predicted model, not a curated record. The transcript is spliced from 2 exons. NCBI's taxonomy places the organism in Eukaryota, Fungi, Ascomycota, Sordariomycetes, Sordariales, Chaetomiaceae. The annotation marks the transcript as partial.